Rhododendron vialii is the source of this 954-nucleotide messenger RNA. RefSeq names its product F-box protein At3g07870-like. Lineage: Eukaryota; Viridiplantae; Streptophyta; Magnoliopsida; Ericales; Ericaceae. The transcript is spliced from 3 exons. The record is from RefSeq and is a predicted model, not a curated record. Bases 316 to 954 code for a protein of 212 amino acids.
AUACUACUGCGGGUUUACGAGCGAUGCGCCUUCGGAACUGUCUCUUGUAAGUCCUUUGUUCUAUGGAACCCAUCAAUCAGAUCGUACAAGAGAAUAAAAUGCCCUUAUGAGCUUCCUUAUUACGCAAAUUCUGGAGUUUGUUACGAUUCCACUGCGGAUGAUUAUAGGGUGCGUUUUGUUUGCUCCCAAGGAAAUGAAACCUCUGUGGUGACUUACAGUUUGAGAAACAAUUCUUGGAAUAUUGUUAACGACAGUCGAUAUUAUCUUUAUGAGUCGGAACAUCAGGCCAUUGUGAAUGGAGCUGUUCACUGGGUAAUGUGUUCGAGAGAGUUGGACUCACGGGUCAUUGUUUAUUUUGAUUUGGUGGAGGAAAAGUUCAAGGAGGUCCCGCCGCCGAGCCUUUGGAAGAAAGAUGAUGACAUGAAUUUGGUGGUGUUGGGGGGAUUCCUUUGCGUGUAUUGUGAUAUCGGUGUUAAGCAGAUUGAGGUCUAUGCAAUGAAAGAGUAUGGGAAGAAAGAAUCAUGGACUAGAUUGUUUGUCAUUCCUUGUGUGAUAGAUGAUGCCUAUUUGAAGCCUUUGUGUCUUACGAACAAAGGCCAAGUUCUGCUAUCGUUAUGGAAAAUGGGGAUAGGCAUUUACGAUCCUGAAGACGGUGCGUUUCUGCCAUGUGGCUCUGACUAUGGUUUGACGGCGAUUCCGUAUGUAGAGAGUCUAGUUUCACUGGAUGGUGGGGAUGAGAUGUGGAGUCAACACAAAGCCUAUCCAAAGAAAAUAAACAUGAGGAACAGGGUAUCUUCUUGGCAUUGGCAUGAUUCACACUGUAAGGGAAGUUUGAGAUUCAAAUUUAUAGGGUCGCAUAUAGUUCCAUGUAGUGCGACACACGGACUAUGCUACAACCAAGUUUUCAUACUGAAGUUCUAUCAUAUCAUAGCAUUCAACAUUGGUGCUGCUUGA